Molecule: messenger RNA, 1026 nt
Organism: Impatiens glandulifera
Lineage: Eukaryota; Viridiplantae; Streptophyta; Magnoliopsida; Ericales; Balsaminaceae
Product: ankyrin repeat-containing protein BDA1-like
Exons: 4
Coding region: 1-1026 (341 amino acids)
Cellular component (GO): plasma membrane
Molecular function (GO): protein phosphatase regulator activity; protein phosphatase 1 binding
Source: RefSeq, a predicted model, not a curated record
AUGGAUACAAGGAACAAGAAGAAGCGAAGCGUAGUCAAGAACGUGAUCAAGCGGGCAGAACAGAAAAUAGCUUUACCGGUCGUGAUAAAUGCGCCACCACUUGAUGAAGAAGAAGAAGAAGAUGCUGAGGAACUUAACCGGCAAAAGAGAAGGGCAACCGCAGGAUCUCCAUCAACUCUAAGCUUCAGACCUUCUAAUGCUCCACCGCCUCCACCAUCGAAACCGAUGGAGAUAGAACAAGGAAGAGAGCAAAGACUAUAUGAAGCUGCAGAAGAGAGCAAAGACUAUAUGAAGCUGCAAAGGAAGUUAGAAUUCGUCAAAUCGAUACUAGCUCUCAAGCCUGAGUUGGCUAAGGAGCUCGAUUCGCCAAGCUUGACAUUUCUCCAUCUUGCAUCAGCCAAAGGGUACAUAGAGAUCGUGAAAUCUUUGCUACAAGUAAACAAAAACAUGUGUUUUGUACUUGAUCAGAACGGGAUGAAUCCAUUACACUUGUCAGCAACAAAGGGUCGUGUCAAUGUUCUAAGAAAGCUCGUUGAGGCUGAACCGGAGGCAGCUAGGGUCAAACUAGAUGGGGGAGACACAAUCUUGCAUAUUUGUGUGGAGAAUAACAAGAUGGAGGCUUUGGAAAUGUUGGUGCAAAGGGUUGGGGAUAAAGAGUUUUUGAAUUCAUUUGAUGCUCAUGGUAAUACUAUUCUACAUUUGGCUGUCGCUAAUAAGCAACUUGAGAUUGUUAGAUUUUUGGUUGGUAACACCAAUACAGAGGUUACCUCACAAAACUCCAUGGGCCUCACACCAAUUGAUAUUUUAUCUCAUAGUAGAAGACAUGUCAACGACUUGGGCAUUUUCGAGUCUCUCCAAUCUCGGAGAGCAGAAAACAAUCAAGUUAUUGCUCCCCAUAAUUCCCGGCUUCGGAUUAGAUCAACAAACUUAGGAAGGAAAGACAUGAAGCCUCGUAAACCAAGUGACUUAAUGUUGUCUAAGAAACAGAUAAAACGAGAAUGGGUGGAAAGAAAAAGAACUCUUUAA